GUUGAAACGACGUGGCUUAAGGCCGUUCCCCAAAUCAAUGUCGCGCAAUCCCAAUCUUCCUGCAGACCUAAAAUUCAGAGACUUGAAGGUAUGAAGACUUCGGCGUAAAAUUGAAUAUACAUGGCUCUGUGGUCGUCACCGUCAACUUCGUCGUCGCCGAAGGGGAUAGUGAUAACGGUGCCGGCGCUGGUUCUCAUGGCGUCAGUUGCCGCAGUUUUCUUCUUCUUUCUCUUGUCCUCUUUAUCGUCGCCGUGCACUUGCGGCGGCGGUGCUGGUAUUGCGCAUGUGGGUUAUGUCGGUGGACCCAGUGUCGGCGUGUCGGAGGGCGGAGGAGGAGAGACGAUAUGGUCAUCGAAGGAGGAUGUGGAGUGGGUGAAGGAUCAGAUCCGAGUGAACGGGUUGCAUAUGCAGGAUAACGUGUUGAGGAAGGGAAUUAACCCUCGCACCAGAGCUCAGCAGCUUGAAGAUCUCUUGCAAUUCAAGGGUAUAUCUCACUAUGAAGGACCUGAUUCGGAAAAUCAUACUGCCCUCCCAUGCCCUGGUGAGCUCUUGACUGAGGAGCACCACAGUAACUACGGUGAGCCUUGGGCAGGUGGGCGAGAUGUUUUUGAGUUCCUCGCCCAGUCCUCUCAUCUGAAGCCUGACUCCAAUGUCCUUGAGAUCGGUUGUGGUACCCUCCGAGUUGGUUUGCAUUUCAUUCGCUAUCUUAAUCCCGGACACUUCCACUGUCUUGAAAGAGAUGAGCUCUCGCUAAUGGCUGCCUUCAGAUACGAGCUUCCUUCCCAAGGUCUUCUGCACAAGCGCCCUUUGAUUGUGAAAGGUGACAACAUGGACUUCAGCAGAUUUGGGUCCAAUGUUGUGUAUGACUUGAUCUAUGCUAGCGCUGUGUUUCUUCAUAUGCCUGAUAAGCUUGUGUGGGUUGGAUUAGAGAGAUUGACAAAUAAACUGAAACCCUAUGACGGGCGAAUCUUCGUUUCCCAUAAUAUCAAAUUCUGUUUGCGGUUGGGAGGAGACGAGUGUACAAAGCGGCUCACGAGUUUAGGCCUGGAGUAUGUCGGAAAGCAUACACAUGACAGCUUGCUGUUUAAUCACUAUGAAAUCUGGUUCGAGUUUAGGCGGACAAAGGCUUAGAGUUGCAGAAUUUAUUCAUUUUUUCACUGCCUUCCGUCCUACUUUAGAUACGGGAUGUGAAGCGAUGCGUGGCUGCGGUGCUCUUGUGGUAUUUGUUUUAUAACUUUGGCCACCAUUCUCUGAAGGUCAAGUCUUUUGACCUUCUAUUUAUGAUUGUACUUGUUAGAGUGGCAGAUCGUUUGUGCAGGAGGCUGAGGCCUGUUUUGUAUUUUUGGAUAGGAAAAUUGUAACCUCUAAGAAUUUGAUAACACUUUCUUUGAAUUUAUAUAAGCUAUUCAUUUUUCCUUCA
Molecule: messenger RNA, 1420 nt
Organism: Pyrus x bretschneideri (Chinese white pear)
Lineage: Eukaryota; Viridiplantae; Streptophyta; Magnoliopsida; Rosales; Rosaceae
Exons: 2
Coding region: 121-1131 (336 amino acids)
Source: RefSeq, a predicted model, not a curated record